CUGAAGCAAUCCAACCCGCCGAUCGCCCGUCGAUGAUGGCAUUUUACGCCAAGUCACUCGAACUGUACGAGAUUUUGAACGAUGUCCUGCUCAGUCUCUACAAGCCCAUUCCCGAGGAAAGUCCAGAAGACAUAUACGAUUUCUAUUUCAACAGAGAACCUAGUGAAGGAGAACUCACCAUAUUUGAACUUGACCGCGCUCUCACGAAAUGGACACGCAGUCUACCCGCACAUCUGCGCGGAGACCCUUCCCCAGUAGCUGAUAACAUCAUUUUCUACCGGCAAUGUGUGGUCUUGCGAGCACGAUUCCUGCACGUCAGGAUGCUACUAUUCCGUCCAAUUCUCUCCAAAUACUGUACGGCACGCGAGAUCGCCUCCGAUCCACUCAUAUCUCUUCACGACUCAUUUCCUCAACGCGUUGCUUUGCAGUGCUCUGUGAUCUGCGUCAAAGUCGCACAAGAGGUGAUCGGUCUGAUACACAGUAACAUUCCGGCAGAUGGGACUUCUGGGCCUCUACCCGCUUGGUGGUAUAACAUACUAUAUGUCUACACCGCAGCAACUGUUUUGAUAGCCGCAUAUCUUUGCCCCGCGAUCCUCGACGAAGUCACUGAAGCAUCAAUCACCACGUCAUGGGACACCGCCCUCGAGAUCCUCCGAAAGUACCAAAGCUACAGUACAUCUGCGCGACGAUGCGUAGCGGCUCUUGAGAUUCUGUACGAACGGGUUGUAUCUGAAGCGCCGCCGGUGCAUAUCCAAGGUCCAGAUGUCGCUCCCGCCGCAGGGGCGGGUGUGGGAGCUCCGCUUGGUGCAAUCGGAGAUGUGUCCCUUGGCGAGGGGAUGAAUGCAAGUUUCCUCGACGCGUUCGAACUACCGGACUUUCAAGAUAUGUCGUGGUUGAAUAGUGUUCCGAGUCAUUUGUACUAAUACAAAGACGGAUAUGGUGGCCUGGCGGUGCCCUCUGUGGUGGACAGGGAGUUAUUGUAAACGAGACCUUCGAACCGAACUUCUCGCUUCUGAAUCAGUGAAUCGCCAGGCGUCUGCGCAAAGCUUCGCCCUGGUAAUUCUUGCAGAUCUCGGGCAAGAAGAGGCCGAAUAGUUUUUCCGUCCAUACAAAGUGUCUCCACGCACUUGGCAGGGGCGUCCCCGCAUUCCCCCGCCGGGAUCAUGACGCGUUGUGGAGAUGACUCCGAAAUGCUUUUGCCGUUCCUGACUCGAGGACCGCAAAAGCAUCUCCUGAGAGUGUCAUUUUGGGCUAGCUGUUUAAUAUUUCGCCCGAAUCUUGUGGAGCAUCAUGCAAAUUGUCCCGCAAUUCGGUCUGAUUUACCCCGGAUUCCCAGUGGUUCCGCCUGAGCUCGCUCAAGCGAAAUGGCUACAAAACUCCGAAUUAAUCCCCCCCGGGGAACAUACUCCAUUCAGUGACAGAGCUGAUCAGACAACAUGCGUGCAGUCAUCAGUCUGUUGGCAUGGGCCACGGCAGCCCGCGCCGCGCUCACCGCGGUCGAGGACGACAGCUCAAUUACUCUAGAGAACGACCGACUGAAGGCCAUCUUCGACAAAGACCGAGGUAGCGUCGUCGACUUAUAUCUCGACGGGCAAGACCUUCUCGGUCCGCAGUCAGGCUCCACCGGUAUCGGACCAUACCUCGAUUGCUACUGCACGCCCUCCGGGUUUUACACAGCCGGCUCCACCAACCCAGUGAUGGAACUGGUUCAAGGCACAGACUCAACGGGAACAAAAUACGCAGGCGUCAUCUUAAACGACACAUACACUCCCACCGGACAAGAGUUCCAGCAAUACUGGUUCCUGCGUGACGGCGAGACGGGGUUUCAUAUGUUCAGCCGACUGGCAUAUUACAACGAGACGACCCCAUUCCUGCGCAAUCUGCAGGAGCUCCGUACGCUUCUCCGACCGAACACUGAUCUCUGGACGCAUUUAAGUUCAAGUGACCUGCAGACUGCGCCACUGCCCAGCGAUGAGGCGGUUGCGGAGCAAAUUGUUGUGCAGGAUGCGACGUGGAGACUGAACAAUACACCGAGCGACGCGUACUACGAGCAGUUCUCGGAGUACUUUACCAAAUAUACUUUCUCGAACUUGUGGCGCGACAAUGAUGUCCAUGGAAUGUACGCCGAUGGCUCGACGUCGAAUGGAACGGCGUACGGCGCGUGGUUGGUGAUGAACACGAAGGAUACUUACUAUGGCGGGCCUCUCCACUCAGAUCUAACGGUCGACGGCAUCGUCUACAACUAUAUCGUGUCCAACCACCACGGCGAAGGCACGCCCAACAUCACCCACGGCUUCGACCGCACAUUCGGCCCGCAAUUCUACCUCUUCAACGGCGGAAAGGAAUCCGGUUCUCUGGAGGAGCUGAGGGACGAAGCGCGAGCGCUUGCCACACCAGAUUGGAAUGUUGAUUUCUACGACUCGAUCGCGAAGCAUGUUAUCGGCUAUGCUCCGUCAAGCAGCCGAGGUCGUGUCAAGGGAACGAUCAAGCUUCCGCGUGGCGCAGAGAACCCGAUUGCGAUCCUGACGGUUGACGGACAGUACUUCCAAGAUAACUCUGCCGUCCCAUCGUCGUACCAGUACUGGGCUGAUAUCGACAAGAAUGGAAAAUUCGAGAUCAAGCAUGUCAAGGAGGGCAAGUACCGUCUGACCGUCUACGCCGACGGCAUCUUCGGCGACUUCGUCCGUGACGGCGUCACUGUCAAGGCUGGCAAUGCAACCUCGCUGAAAGCAACCUGGACUGCAGAGUCCGCAGGUACCGAGAUCUGGCGCCUCGGCACCCCCGACAAAUCCUCUGGAGAGUUCCGCCACGGCUACGCGCGCGACACCACACACCCGCUCCAGCCACCGGAGUAUUUGAUCUACUGGGGCGCGUACGACUGGCAAACCGACUACCCGACGGGCGUCGACUACACGAUUGGCGAAAGCGACCCCGCGACAGACUUCAACACAGUCCACUGGGCGGUCUUCGGCCCUACCCCCGACAACCCAGACAUCGAAUACAACACAACGCACGACUGGAAGAUCCGCUUCAACCUAUCGAAAAAACAACUCGCGCGCCGCAAAACCGCAACCCUAACCAUCCAACUCGCCGGCGCUAAAACCGCCGCCGGAAACACGGACGUGUACAACCCGGCCGAACCAUACACGAACCUCCCGCUGGAGAGCUACAUCAACGACCAGGAGGACCCGCUUACAUUGCUCGUCGGGUUUAACCAGAGUAGCAGUUGCAUCGUGCGCUCGGCUGUCAGCUGCUACCAGGUGAGGGAGCGGUGGGAGUUUCCGGUUGAGUGGUUGAAGGUCGGGGAGAAUGUGCUCACGCUGCAUUUGCCGUAUAAUGGGACGAAUACGGAGACGGCGGUUUUGCCGACGACGGUUUAUGUGCAGUAUGACGCGCUGAGGUUGGAGGUGAAGUGAAGUGGAGUCGGCGAUUCUAAGGUGGGGAGGCAGGUAAGAGAUUUGAGGCGGUAUCAAUGAAUUGCUCGGCAGGGUGGUCCUAAUAUUUUGACACUGUUACGAUACCUGUACUGAUGUAUCAAUAUAUUUCCCGACGAAUUCAUGAGAACGUAGGGUUGAAUUUGUUUUGAGAGGAGAAAAGUUGUCCAAGGUAGGUAUCCCUAUCCAAUCCAAUCCACGAAGAAACCAUCCAGCCACGGCACGCAAGGCAUCGCUCGCCCCUCCUCGAACAUCAGCCGAGGCGGAAGCUGCACCGUAGCUAGCUGGGAGAUGAGCGCUCUGGGUGCUGGAUAUAGAUGCAGAGCAAGUGUGGAUUUGGAUUUUGUAGCCUACGCGUGCACAUACUACUGUGACGUGUGGCUAUUGCCGGGGGACUGGCUGGCCGA
Aspergillus calidoustus is the source of this 3841-nucleotide messenger RNA. The record is from the annotation of a GenBank genome assembly. Lineage: Eukaryota; Fungi; Ascomycota; Eurotiomycetes; Eurotiales; Aspergillaceae.